Neolamprologus brichardi is the source of this 4233-nucleotide messenger RNA. The record is from RefSeq and is a predicted model, not a curated record. NCBI's taxonomy places the organism in Eukaryota, Metazoa, Chordata, Actinopteri, Cichliformes, Cichlidae.
UGAGUAAGCCCGUCUAAAAGUACUGUCUGCCCUUUUUAUUUUUAAGGAAAAGCAUGUGUGGAUUAAUUUCAACAGAGUUUCUCCGCCUUACUGUGGACAGUUUUGAGAGCUCUCUGGCCUCUGAUGAUGUACUGGCUCACUUCUUCAAUGAUUUCCUAAGUGCGCCGUCUUUCCCAGAGGCUUUGCGGUACAACCGGGAGACGGGGCUGUUUGAGAUGGCGAGUAGAGCGGCAGAGUUUGUCUCCACAAGAAUCCGAUCAGCUCUUUACAACAGAAAAUCACAGCUUCUUGCUGUUGACCCGUCACUGCUCACCAAAAUGCCCCCAAUAGACAAUCAUUACACUGUCUGUUGCCUGGACAGAGAGCAAGGAAUGCAGUGGAUCAAAAAGGAAAGAUUCCCCUUUUUCCUUCAAAGUGAUUGUUAUCAUGAAUACAGACUAGCCAAGCUUCUGCUUCAGUGGGACCCAAACUUGUGUAUUCACAGAAGGAAAAGCAGUUCAGUUCGGACCACCCUGUCUGCCCCUCAACUGCGUUCCUUAAAAUUAAACACGGGGUUUAUGAGCACAGACAAUCUUACAUGUCUAACAUCUCUGCAAAAGGAACAACUUAUUCCAAAAAGCAGUGACUCAACCAGAUGUUACUCCAGCUGGUCUGAGCCAGAAAGCCUGUGUUCCUUCCCCCCUUUGUCCUCAUCAGGUUUCUCCUCUGCUCACCUUCAAAGUGGGGAACCUCAGGAACUUAAGAGCUCACAAACAGAGCUGGGUGUCUGCUCUGGGCUAUCAUCUGUUAGUAAAGAGAAACACCUAAAAGAGAUCAGUAGCCUGGCAUCUCAUUCUCCCGAACAACACUUGGAGUACCUGGCUGUCCAAGUGACUGAACAGGUGCUUAAAGACCCAAUGAAUGUAACGGAUGGUCCGAACCAGGCAGACACUUGGGAGUGUUUCAGCAAGUCAGGAGAUCAGGCAAACUGUAGCAGCACAGACAGAUCCUGUAAAUGUGACCUUAACCGACAUCUCAACAGAGGAAGACUGGAGGGGGAGAAAGAGAGAAGUCAACGUGGCAAGAGGGGGUGUGGAUGGGAUAAGAAGGAUCAGGAAGAGGGGAGCAGAGCCACAAACCAGGAAGAUGUCCCUUAUACUUAUUGCAAUGAUACAGGUUUCUAUGGAAGCUUGGAUAAGUUUAGGGAGUUUUUACAAGGAACGUCAGGAGAGAAGCUCCUUAAUCUCUGGAUGGAUAUAGAGAGACUGAAGGCUACACGGGACAAAGAGCGGAAGCACAGGUAUUUGGUUCUCAUGAGAAGCUGCUACCUGCUGGGCAGCAGUCAGUUCAGUCUGAAUACGGAGCUGCUCUCCAGACUGGGACUCACUACCUCCCCCUGCUGGACAGAGGACAAACUGCGCUCAGUUCAGACCUGCCUCACUGAGCCUCUGCUCCACUACUGGGUUCCUCGGUUCUGGACAUCUCUGUGCCAUCAGGAAGACCAUACUAACUCCUCUGAUGUGGAGCUGAGGACAGGGUGGUGUUACAGCUCUUCUUUGGGCUCACAGCCUCGCUGUUACUCAACGUUCUUACGAGCUGACACCUGCUCGCCCCAGUCUUCCCAUACUGUCCGUGCACAGGUGAUGUCCAGCAGAAGUCAACUACAGUGCAGCACAAUGAUGGAAAAGAUGCUGCAGGCUCUUUGUGCUGAGUCUCGUGCUGGCUCAUACUUCACACACUUCUCCGAACGAUCUGGAAACCAGCUGUGGGUGAAUGCACUUUACUUCUGGACUGACCUGCAGUAUUACCGUGAGCUCUUCUACCAGGAUGGUCUGGACCCUUACAGAGUGCAGAGAGAGGCACAGUUCCUUUACUCCACAUAUCUUUUCAGCUCUGCCAGGAGGCGCUUUGGUGUUGAUGAGAAGUUGAGAAGGGAGGUGUAUGACAGACUGAUGCCCCCGUUUGAGGAGCUGUUUGACAGGGUCGAGGAACACGCACUGAACAUCCUGGUGGAGGCGUGGACCACGAUGGUCAACAGGAACACAGAGUGUUUCCAGCAGGUAGCUGUGCAGGAGGAGGUGCGCUCCAUUGACAGCUGGGAGUACAGAGAACUGAGCAGCCUGUACGAGGAAUCACAGCUGCGACUGGAGCAGCAGGGGGAGCAGUGCAGCUCCAUGCUGUCUGCUUCAUCUAUUACACCUUCUACACACACUUCUGACUCUUGGUCCAGAGUGUCUCCAAAUUACCGUGGUUACCGUUUAGGCUCCUUACUUCGUCACCGCCAUGAGAUCGGGCACUUCAUGUCUUUCCUACAAAAUCAGAACGCCAGUAUCCAUCUGAUGUGCUGGCUGGAUCUGGAGCAGUAUAGGAGGACUCCUCGGCAGCACAAGGCUAUCAGGCAGGAGAGAUCAGCAUGGAUUGCUGCCAGAUACCUCAACAGGAAGUACUUCUUUGGCUCUGACAGCCCUGCCACGACAGAACAACAGAAAGAUAUUUUGCAUUUGGCAGGUGGAAUUGAGCGUCUGAAGUUGGAGCGCCUCUCAAACCCAGUCGUCGUGGAGAUCCAGGACGUCGUGAGGAAUCACAUCGAGAAAACAUGGCUGCCUCUGUUUCUGUCCACAACAGAGUUCAUCGAACGGCAGAAACGCAGACCAGAGCCACAAGAGACGGCGGGCAGGCUCUCACAGCACGUCCACCGUCAACGCAGAGCAAGAAAAGAAGCCUGGAAGGCCGAGGGCUUGUGGAUGAGUUCCACCAAAGAGAUCCUGCUGUUCCGACAAAUCCUGCUCAACCCUGUCACCUGCCAGCAGUUCCAGGACUUUGUCUACUCGAAGGGAGGCUUCCUGGAGAAUGAUGUGCUCUUUUGGUUAGAGGUGCAGAGGUACAAGGACCUCUGUCAUUCCCACAGUGAUGAUGCCACCAUCCAGCAAAAAGUCUCCACAAUCAUCAGCUGUUUCAUCAACUCUUCCAUGCCCCCGGCCCUGCAGAUAGACAUUCCUCCCCAGCAGGCUCAGCACAUUCUGGAGAAACGCCACGAGCUGGGCCCUUACAUCUUUCGAGAGGCUCAGAUGUCAGUGUUUGAUGAAUUACUGAAGCUUUGGCCUGAGUUUCAGGAGCUUAUCAGCAGCAUCCAAGAGGAGCAACUCAUUCCUCUGCUGCAGGAGAAACGAUUCAAGCACAGAGCCAGAGUAAGGAGACAGAGAAGGAGGGAGGAAGAGGAGGAGGAAGAGAAAAACAAAGGAAGGAGGAGAGCCCAGGAAGACAUGGAGAGUCAAGAGACCAGAGUUACAGAAGAGGAUGAUGAUGAUGAUGAGGAGGAGGGGGAUGAUGAUGAUGAUGAUGAUCAAGAUGAAGCAAAUGAACCAGAAGAAAGAAGUGAGAAAAAGCAGUCGAGCACACGGAGCAGAGUGUUGUUCACACCCACACAGACGCUGUCGUGGUCCUACUCCAAGUAUAUGGCAGGUCUGAAAAGAGAGGAGGUGCUGCUGAGACGGAGUCAGCUGGAAACCACCUUCUCCACGGCCUCAGAGUCCUCUUCUAACCGUAGCAUUAAGUCAGCGAGCAGCGAGCAGAGCUACCGGCAGCCCUCGCAGCGCUCCUCCAGAACAAACGGCAAACAGUGUAACAGAUACAACCGAGGUGUUAGAGCCUGAAGUGAAACCAGAGUGUGAGGAGUGACUCCAUGCAGCGUGACUUUAACAGGGGAAGGUGACCGACGCCGUCAUCGGAGCGCCAGCGCUGAAAACCGAGAGCUCAGAGGCUACUGAUGUAUGUCCGAGUGUGUGACAAACACCACGCUGUGAAACGCAAAUCUCUGACACUUGAGAUAAUUUCAUUUGUUUAAUAAAAGGUUUCUCCAUUAAUAUAUUAUAGAUUUAAAUCUUCCAUAGAGCUCAGUGGUGAAACAAUACAAAAGGCAACAUUAACAUGUUUGCAUCGUGAGGGAUUGGCAUCGACAAAGAAAACAGUGUUACUGUCAAACAAGUGUUACAUUAUCAUCUUUAAAAAACAUUUUGGUUUAGCAUCGAACAUCCAUCAACAGAUAUAUAAUAUUGCACUUCACAUUGGCAUGAGACACCGACUCAUAAGCAGAAUGUAAACACACAGAGCUGCUCGUGCAGAGUGAACUCUUCCAGAUGGGUUAGUUAGGAAAGGCUCCGACUGCUGCGGCCUGCACAUUUGUAUCUGUAACGGCGACAGAGCUCUGAUUGGAUUUAGUGUCCACUGAAAUGUUUUUCCACAAUUAAAACUGAU